Zeugodacus cucurbitae (melon fly) is the source of this 1143-nucleotide messenger RNA. RefSeq names its product odorant receptor 33b-like. Gene Ontology annotation, biological process: sensory perception of smell; detection of chemical stimulus involved in sensory perception of smell. The transcript has 2 exons. The coding region runs from base 10 to 1143 and encodes 377 amino acids. Gene Ontology annotation, cellular component: plasma membrane. Gene Ontology annotation, molecular function: olfactory receptor activity; odorant binding. The record is from RefSeq and is a predicted model, not a curated record. Lineage: Eukaryota; Metazoa; Arthropoda; Insecta; Diptera; Tephritidae.
CGUUCGCAAAUGCUGCAUCAACUGGAUACAAGGGCAAUCUUUACCCCAAUCUUCAUCCAUUGGCGUGUACUCGGUAUCAUCCAUUGGCCAUUUCAAAGGCAUCUACGUUUGGUCUAUGAUAUUCUGCUUAACACAGUCGUCACCGUUUGCUUUCCCCUCCAUCUGAUAGUGGGAAUUAUUUUCAGCACCAAUCAGGAGGAGUUCUUCACAAAUCUGGUCAUGGGUAUUGCAAGCGUUUCUUGUGUCUCCAAACAUUUGUUCUAUCGUUAUCGUAUUCCGGAAAUGCAGAGGAUAAAUGAAGUCUUAGCACAGCUCGACGAUCGCGUGCGCAUCAAUGAGGACUAUGAUUACUACAAGCGUCUAAUUGAGCGACCAUGCAACUUUAUGGUGAACUGCUUCACACGCUGUUACUUUGCAGUCAGCAUAAUGGGUUUGAUUACGGCCUUAGUCACCGGUGAGCUGAUUUAUCCUGCCUUCAUUCCGCUACAAUGGCGGACGUCCGUUUUCAAAUAUGCUUUGAGUCUAUCCUUCCAGUUCAUUGGAGUUACGCUACUAGCUGUGCAGAAUAUAGCAAACGACGCAUAUGGACCGGUUCUACUUUGUAUGCUCUCCGGGCAUGUGCAUCUCCUGUCGAACCGUGUGUCACGCGUUGGUCACGAUAAACCCGACAGUGUGGACGACAAUUAUAAAGAACUCUCGUUGUGUAUUGAAGAUCACAAAUUGUUGAUGAGCACCACAACGGCAGUGGGACGCACUAUCUCCGCUAGCUACCUAGUGCAAUUUGGUGGCGUUGGCAUCAACCUCUGCACUGCGCUAGUUUAUUUGUUAUUCUUCGCCGAUAACUACAUCGCUUACGUAUACUAUUCGAUUCAAAUAACUGCUAUGUUGAUUGAGCUAUUCCCUUGUUGUUACUACGGCAGCAUGUUGGAGUGCGAGUUUCAUGAUUUGUCUUAUGCGAUUUUUAGCUGCAACUGGCCGUCACAACCACGCCCAUUUCGUCGUAAUAUUGUGAAUUUUACAGAGUUGACCCUAAGGGAGGUCGCCUUGUAUGCCGGCGGUAUGGUUCGUAUUAAUCUCGACUCAUUCUUCAGUACUUUGAAAACGGGAUACUCAUUCUUCACCGUUAUACAAACCAUGAAGUAG